CUUCUUCGUCUUCAUCACUUCUCUGCUUCUCCUCGUGCCCUUAUUCUUUUCGAUCGUCCCUCUCCGCCGCUUCCGUAGUCAUACAGAGUUUGACAUCAUGAGGAAGAAGCUUGAUACUCGUUUCCCCGCUGCUCGAAUCAAGAAGAUUAUGCAGACUGAUGAGGAUGUUGGGAAGAUAGCUCUGGCUGUGCCGCUCCUGGUUUCGAAAGCCUUGGAGCUGUUUCUGCAGGAUUUGUGUGACCGGACUUAUGAGAUUACGCUGAAGAGGGGAGCCAAGACCAUGAAUUCUCUGCAUUUGAAACAGUGUGUGAAGACGUUUAAUGUUUUUGAUUUCUUGAAGGAUAUUGUCAGUAAGGUUCCUGAUUUAGGGGGGUCUGAUGCUGUUGGGGAUGAAUGUUCGGUUGCAAAGAGAAGGAAAGUGAGUGUCGAUGAUGAGGAUACCGAGAGUGAUGAUGAGACCAAGAGGAGUAAGAUGAUGAUUGAUGGUGGUAAUACUGUUGGAAGUGGCAGAGGAAGGGGUAGAGGUAGAGGAAGGGGGAGGAAACUAGUUGCUGAUGAUGAAGACACUGAUACUGAUGAAGAGUCCAAGGCGAGUAUGAUGGUGCAUGAUGCUGGUAACACCCCUGGAAGUGGAAGGGGAAGAGGAAGGGGUAGGGGCAGGCCUAGAGGUCGCCCACGUGGUAGUCGGACAGUAGGGAGGGAGAUAAGUGCACCUAAUGAGAAAUACGAGGAUGAUUUGGAUAUUAGUAAGCACGAGGACAAGCUUGAUGAACCCCUUGAGUUGCGAGAUGAUGCUAUAGAGCCUAAAGGGUCAAAGGAAAACAUUUCAGGUGCCAAUAGUGCAGAAAUAGCAGCUCGGAAUUUUGAUUUGAAUGUGGACUUGAAUGAAAAUGAGGACUCAGCAACUACAUCAGCUGCUGUUCAUGGUCCUGUUCCAGCUCCUUCUACUGCUACUGCUACUGCUACUGCUACUGCUACUGCUCCUGUUCCUGCUAAUUUGUCUUCACAGUUUACUCCUGAUAUGAAGCAUGUGGAAUUCCUAGGUUGGCCUUUGACGGGCAUGGAAACAAUGGCCAUUGAUCCCGUGCAACUUGCCAAUUUGACUAGGAAGAUAGAUGAGGAUGAGGAAGAUUAUGAUGAAGAUUAACCAACUAUGACAGUGUGUCUAGGUAUCUGUUGUUGCUCACCUCCCGUAACUCAUUUCUUUCUUCUGACGCAUGGGUGGAGUAGAUGUUAGGAAAAAGGUUGUUACUGAAGGUUAGAGUGCACAGUAGCAUAGGGAGAAAGGACUGAUUCACCAUUGUAGGCAAGGUUAGGACUGGUAAUUUAAGUUAAACUUCUUUUGAAGUUUGUAGUUAUGUUUAUAUAUCAGUCACUAACAACAGUUGAAAACAUAUGAUUUUCUUGGUGAUAUUGAAGUCCUUGACUUUUUUUCAUUUGCUUCUGAUAAGGAAAAGGAAUAAAUGGAAGAACUAAAGUAAGUUUAUAACUAUGCAAAUCUGUUUAUUUAGUUAAGCGUUUUAGCCUUUUCUUAUCUUUAGUAUAUGAUAUGACUCAUAUGUGGGUGUGGAUAUACAUACACACAUACAUAUAUAUACAUAUGUGUGUGUUUGUGUGUCUGACAUAUAUGUUUACUACUAAUGGUUGUCUAAAUUCUGGUGGCUAAUUUACUUUUGCAUCGACCUUGUGGUGCACAAAUAUCAUUUCUGUGUCAUGGAUAUAGUUUUUGAAAUGGUGUAAGAAAUCUCAUGAAUGAUCUUCUUUUCCCAGAAUGUUCUAAAACAAAUGUAAUUCUCAUACUGAUGGGAUUGAAGGUAUGUUUUAUGAAUUACAAAACCAGUAUUUAUAAUGUAUUGUAUGGAGCGGUAUUCUGGGUAGAUUGGAAAUUCAGAAUCUGAACUUUUUAUAGAUAGAAUGAUAGAUUGAUAAAUCAAUGUAAGAAAUAUCUAGCAAUUCUUUUUCGUUGGUUUCAAUUCCUUGCAUUUCACUCAUUCCUUUCAUUUUAACAUGUUUUGUUUAUUCAUAUACUAUUCAAAAAAAGGGAAAAAAAUGAAAUGCCUUUUUCAUAUGUAUGUGUCUUUAUAACAAACUAAAAGAACGGCUAUUAGUAUAUAUA
This is a messenger RNA of Fragaria vesca subsp. vesca, 2116 nucleotides long. RefSeq lists its product as uncharacterized. Gene Ontology annotation, molecular function: protein heterodimerization activity. The record is from RefSeq and is a predicted model, not a curated record. The transcript is spliced from 2 exons. Bases 98 to 1147 code for a protein of 349 amino acids. Lineage: Eukaryota; Viridiplantae; Streptophyta; Magnoliopsida; Rosales; Rosaceae. Gene Ontology annotation, biological process: regulation of DNA-templated transcription. Gene Ontology annotation, cellular component: nucleus.